AUGAGGAUGAGUUGGCCGACAGUGGCAUUACAGUCGACCCCUGGCCACUCCUUCCCUUCCUCCGCACCUCUCUCAACCGCUCUCUAUAUCUCCCUCUGCCCAUACCGCCACACCCAACCUCCUAUGCAACUCCCAUCCCACCAGGUGGUGCUAUACGAGGACGAGUUGGCUGACAGUGGCAUCUCCCUCCUCACUGCCAGAGCCAGGGUCAUGCCAACCUGCUGGUUCAUCCUCCUCCGCUUCUGGCUGCGAGUGGACGGGGCUCUCAUGCGCCUGCGCGACUCGCGCUUCUUCUGCGCCUUCACCACCACACCUGCUCCCUAUCUCGCCUACAUACCCAUCUACAGACCAUCCACUCUCCCCACCUGUCUGUAA
Messenger RNA from Closterium sp. Naga37s-1, 375 nucleotides. NCBI's taxonomy places the organism in Eukaryota, Viridiplantae, Streptophyta, Zygnematophyceae, Desmidiales, Closteriaceae. The record is from the annotation of a GenBank genome assembly.